AUGUACCUGCUUUUCUUUUUUUUUCUUUCAACACAUGAGUCAAGAGGGUACCAUGAUUCACAAUUGAGUGACAUAAAGAGACUAAGGCAUACAAUAGAGAAUAAAAAGCGAAAUAUCGAUCAAGUUGAUCUUGAAGGUCCCUUUGAUCUACUCAAGAUCGAUAAUGAUCAAGUACUCAAGAAUAUUUCAACACGAUCGCUUUGUCCUACUUGUAACAAGACAGUGAAAUACUUUUGUUACAAGUGCCAUAAAGUGGUUGGUAUGAAAGAGUCAGACAUACCCUGCGUCAGACUGCCUGUUCAUUUAGAUAUUAUCAAACAUCAUAAAGAAUUGGAUGGCAAGUCAACAGCUGUUCAUGCAAAGAUCGUUGCCAAACAGGACGCAGAUCUUCAUACAUGGCCUGAUAUUCCCCAGUUUGAACACCCUGAGCGAACUUUACUCUUGUUUCCUAGUCCAGAUGCUAAACAACUCAAAGAUAUCCCAAGAGACUCUUUUGAUCGUAUCGCUGUGAUUGAUGGUACAUGGAUACAAGCCAAACAAAUAGCCAACAAUACACCUAUACUUAAGAAAAUGCAAUGUGUCACCAUUGCUCCUCAAAAGACUCAUUUUUGGCGAUUUCAAAAUGUAGACGAUCAACAUUUAGCCACAAUAGAAGCCAUUUAUUAUCUUUAUCGAGAAUACAGUGAAACAUACGAAGAUCCUUAUGAUGGUAAAUACGAUAAUUUGUUAUUCUAUUACAAGUUUUUUUACAACAUGAUUCAACAUCGAUACCAAACAAUUAAAAAGACAGCUACAUUUACUCAUCGUCAUCAGCAAAAAGAUUAUAUAAAGACUCGAAAUAAAAAUUAA
Messenger RNA from Gilbertella persicaria, 849 nucleotides. Its product is annotated as DTW domain-containing protein. The record is from RefSeq and is a predicted model, not a curated record. The coding region runs from base 1 to 849 and encodes 282 amino acids. The transcript is spliced from 3 exons. Lineage: Eukaryota; Fungi; Mucoromycota; Mucoromycetes; Mucorales; Choanephoraceae.